Messenger RNA from Dicrocoelium dendriticum, 453 nucleotides. The record is from the annotation of a GenBank genome assembly. Lineage: Eukaryota; Metazoa; Platyhelminthes; Trematoda; Plagiorchiida; Dicrocoeliidae.
GUUUGUAGGUGUGUGGCUAGCGAUAAUCCUACUGAACGACAUUUACUUCCUCUUAACAAGAUGAAUAAACCAUUGACCUUCAAUAAUAUUGUAACACUGGGCCUCAGCCGUCAUCUUGGAGCAGAGAAACAGCAAGUUGAGAGCCAUUAUGUCACUUGUACGAUGAAGGAUCCGAAGACAAGUGUGCUCUGUCUUCUCGGGCAACAAGUCAUAAAUUCGCGCUCACUGGAGUAUGACCCUGACUACUUUCCCCGAUUCACAGCGCGUCAAUAUGCAGAAGCGCCUUACUCCCUUGAGGAGUCAGGACCUCUUAUUCCCAUUCGAAGGGCUCGAGGGAAACCUCAGUACAUCACCGGUGGAAUCCGUUACUGAAUACUUCCAUCUGUUCUCUUCAACUAUUCGGGGUGCUGUUUUCCAGCUGACCGGGCAUGUAUCAUUCUGCAACACAGUGCG